GAGAUGGUAGAAGGGUGGAGAGAUGGGUUAGACGUUCUCCUCGUCUUUGCCGGUCUUUUCUCAGCGGUUGUCACAACAUUUGUUGCUCAGACAUCACAGAGCCUCCAGGUUGACUACGGCGCGGUCACUGCCUCACUUUUAAUCGAGCUCAUCAAUGUCCAAUGCUCCGCAUCGAAUGGUUCCCUCGUAAACGACGUCCCUCGCUCAGACCUCACCUUUGAAAUUUCAUCCCUCAGCGUCCGACUCAUGGGUCAAUGGCUUGUGGUUCACCAGUCUCUCAUUGAGUCUCACGACUGCACUGUUCGCUGUCUUGACAAAACAGUGGAUCCACCAGUACAUGCUCUUCGUUACGUCCCCCCACCUCCCGCAGACACUUCUCGAGGCGAACGCACUACGCAGCUGGAUCUGAACACCCAGGAAGGGAGAGAUAAGCUGGGAGAGCUGUGUGAGGAGGCGGAUGUGUUUCUACAGGCGUAUCGGCCGGGAGGGUUGGAGGUGAGGGGGUUUGGAGUCGGGGUGGG
This is a messenger RNA of Desarmillaria tabescens, 521 nucleotides long. RefSeq lists its product as uncharacterized. The transcript has 2 exons. The annotation marks the transcript as partial. Lineage: Eukaryota; Fungi; Basidiomycota; Agaricomycetes; Agaricales; Physalacriaceae. The record is from RefSeq and is a predicted model, not a curated record.